AUGAGCUUGCACCCUCCGAAGUUUCAUGGGAAAGGCAGUGCGGACGAUGCUGAACAGUGGAUAAUAGAAACUGAGGAGAUCUUUACCACCCUCGAAGUGCCUGACAACAAGAAGGUUCGAUAUGGAACUUUUAUGCUAAAAGGAGAUGCUAAGGAAUGGUGGCGGACGCAACGUGAGGUGAAGUUCGCAAAUCACGAAGCGACCUGGGGAGAAUUCAAGGAAGCCUUCACACAUGCCUACAUCCCAACCUUCACACGGGAGAAACGCAUGCAAGAAUUCUUGGAGCUUCAGCAAGGGAGUUUGAGUCUGCACGAAUACGUCGUCAAAUUCAGACAUCUGGAAAAAUAUUGCCCCCAUGUAUAUACUGCUGAUGCGGACCGAGCAAACAAGUUCGUCAGAGGACUUAAAGACGGGUUGCAGAACCAAGUAAUUAGUAGUCGUCCAAGAGAUCUAGACGACGCUAUCGACAUGGCCACACGUCUUGAGGAAGGCUGGAACAGGAUGCAUGGGACAGAUAGAAAAAGUGAAUCUCUGCGAUCCAAGUCGAGGCCAGACAUACGCAGUGACAAGGUGAACCAAGGGGAUAGAUUCAAGAGACAGAGGCCAUCAACAUCUAGGCAGGACGAUGAAUGUCCCACAUGUCAUCGCCAACACCCGGGCAAACCAUGUUACAGAGAGGUCGGGGCAUGUCUCUAUUGUGGAAGGCGAGGACAUUUUAUUCGUGAGUGCCCGAAGAAGAAAGAGGCAGAACAGGGGCGAGGUGCAGCAAACCAACCAGUAGAGAAGAAGGUGGUCGCUGGAAAAGAAUCAGAAGAUCAAGAAAAGGGAUUGCGAAAGAGGAACAAGAAGGUUGUGACAGACUUUGACAGGUAUGGGAAAUUUCAGUUAUGA
Messenger RNA from Nymphaea colorata (pocket water lily), 891 nucleotides. RefSeq lists its product as uncharacterized. The record is from RefSeq and is a predicted model, not a curated record. Lineage: Eukaryota; Viridiplantae; Streptophyta; Magnoliopsida; Nymphaeales; Nymphaeaceae. The transcript has 2 exons. Gene Ontology annotation, molecular function: nucleic acid binding; zinc ion binding. The coding region runs from base 1 to 891 and encodes 296 amino acids.